Messenger RNA from Eremothecium cymbalariae DBVPG#7215, 522 nucleotides. It is a transcript of the gene SNX3, whose product is annotated as Snx3p. The record is from RefSeq and is a predicted model, not a curated record. Gene Ontology annotation, biological process: endocytic recycling; late endosome to Golgi transport. The transcript has a single exon. Gene Ontology annotation, cellular component: early endosome membrane; retromer complex. NCBI's taxonomy places the organism in Eukaryota, Fungi, Ascomycota, Saccharomycetes, Saccharomycetales, Saccharomycetaceae. Gene Ontology annotation, molecular function: phosphatidylinositol-3-phosphate binding. Bases 1 to 522 code for a protein of 173 amino acids.
AUGAGACAGUUUCAAUCGUUCAGCACUACGAUACAAUCAACGUUAGACAGCACAACCAAUGCUUCAGACCAUCCUUCGACUUCCUCUCACAGACGGUCCGCUAAGAUAACUAGUAACUACGAGGAACCUGAGAACUUCCUAGAAGUAGACAUCCAGGAUCCCAAGACAAAGUUUCCCCACGGAGAUUCGAAUAGAGGUAUGUAUGUCGAUUACCUGAUUGUAUGCCGCACGAAUCUGCCCAGUUUCCCUAAACGUUUCUCGCAGGUAAGACGACGCUACAGCGAUUUUGAGUUUUUCAAGAAGUGUUUGUUUAAGGAACUCUCUCUAUCGAACCAUCCCCGUGUUGUGAUACCUUCAUUACCUGGUAAAAUUCUAUUGUCGAGUAGGUUUAACGAUGAUGUUGUGGAGCAACGCAGAGACGGUCUGAAUAAGUGGCUAAAUAGCGUGGCGGGGCAUCCGCUGUUGCAGAGUGGUUCGAAGGUCUUAGUAAGGUUUAUGCAAGAUGAGACUUUUAAUGGCUAG